Messenger RNA from Abrus precatorius (Indian licorice), 2814 nucleotides. Its product is annotated as zinc finger CCCH domain-containing protein 19-like. Lineage: Eukaryota; Viridiplantae; Streptophyta; Magnoliopsida; Fabales; Fabaceae. Gene Ontology annotation, molecular function: protein binding; DNA binding. The transcript is spliced from 11 exons. The record is from RefSeq and is a predicted model, not a curated record. Bases 1 to 2634 code for a protein of 877 amino acids.
AUGGUAAGAAAGAACAAAAGAAAGAAGGAAGAGAUUGCUGAGGAUUGGUGUUUUGUCUGUAAGGAUGGAGGGUUGCUAAUGGUGUGCGAUCAUAGGGAUUGCCUUAAAUCGUAUCAUCCUUGUUGCGUGGGAAAAGAUGAUUCCUUUGUGGAGAAUGGCAGUCGAUGGACCUGUGAUUCACAUAUUUGCUUCCUUUGCCAUAAAGUGUCAAAGUUUAAGUGCUAUUGUUGCCCAAGUGCUGUUUGUGGGAGUUGCAUCUAUGUUGCUGAAUUUGCUACUGUCAAAGGCAACAGAGGAUUUUGUUGUCACUGUUCAAAACUUGCACUUCUAAUUGAAGAAAAUGCUGAUGUUGAUUCUGAUGGGGGAAUGGUAGAUUUCAAAGAUCGAGACACAUAUGAAUGCUUAUUUUCAGAAUAUUAUGAAAUUAUCAAAGAAAAAGAAGGGCUGAAUUCUCAGCAUGUACAUUCUUCUCUUAAUUCCUUAAAGAAUAGAAACAAUAAAUGUGACAUGGAUCUAGAUGAAAUUGGUGAAGAGGAUAUUGGAGAAUCUGAAGAUGUUAGUAACUUUAUAGUAUCUGAUUCUGAUGACCUGAAUGACACAGCAGGAUCAAAAUCAGUGAGAAAAAAGAAGGGUGAGAGAAAGCUAAAAUCAAUGAGAGGAAAUGUGAAAGAUAAGAAAAAGGAGUUUAUUGGAUGGGGUUCAAGAAGUCUCAUAAAAUUUCUUCAAAAUAUUGGUAAAGACACAAGCAAAGAAUUUUCUGAACAUGAUGUUACUUCUAUCAUUAUUGAGUACUGCAGGGACAAGAAGCUUUUUGACCCUGUGAAAAAGAGAAAGGUACUUUGUGAUGCACAACUUAGGUCUUUACUAGGGAGGAAAUCAGUUAAUAGAAACAACAUACAAAACCUUUUGGCACGGCAUUUUGCGGAGAACUUUGAGGAAAUGGAUUAUAUCCCAAGUAGUUCAGAAGAUAUGGAUGACAAUGAGCCAUUCCAAUUUUUGUGCCAGGAAAAAAUUAUCUCAAGUGCUAAAUCUCGUCAGAAUGUUGUUUCUGAAGUGCGCCAAAGCUGUUUUGCAGCCAUAGUUAGUUCAAACCUCAAACUUGUCUAUUUGAAGAGGAGUUUAAUGGAGGAGCUUUUGAAGCAACCAGAAACUUUUGAUGACAAAGUGCUAGGAAGUUAUGUAAGAGUCAAAUCUGACCCUCAUGACUAUUUUCAGAAGAAUUCGCAUCUGCUCGUACAAGUUGUAGGAAUAAACAGAACCUCAAAGAAUGAUGAAAUCAACAAAGAAAUUCUGCUUCACCUUUCUAAUGUGCCAAAAGAUCUACCUAUCUGCAAAAUUUCAGAUGGUGAAUUUUCUGAGGAAGAAUGUCAAGAUUUGUAUCAGAGAAUGAGAAAUGGUCUGCUCAAACAGCCUACUAUACUGGAGCUUGAGCAGAAAGCCAGAAGUCUACAUGAAGAUAGAAUAAAGCAUUGGAUCCCCAGGGAGUUAGCAUUGUUACAAAACCGUAUUGAUCAGUACAUGGAUCGAAAACUGAAGCUUGAGACUCCAUUAGAACAAUCACGUUUGUUAAGUGACAUUCCAAAAGUAAUUGCUGAAAUAGUUGAAACCAAUGUGUCAACGGAGAGUUCCCCUGUAAAAGAUAAGAUUGAGCAAAAUGGCUUAUCAGAAUUAGCCAUUGGAGAGAAUUGUAACUCUGUUGGACUCUACCCCAAACACGGUGGUUCUGCUCAUUGUCCAAAUAAUAGAACCUAUGUUGCAGUUGAAACAAUUGUUCAAGAUGUUGAAAAUGAUGGAGUACCAACAUUAGAUAGUUCUGAGACAAGGGGAGAAAUAUUACUGUCAAAUAAGGAGCUACGUGUUUAUACGCGAAGGAAUUUACAACAGAAGACAAUUCAUCUUAUCAUCCCAAAAAUGCAACAAGUAGAUUCCCCAGAGAUCUCUCCUGAAAAUGUUUCAGGUCAAAAUGCUCGAGUAAAGAAAAGUGAAGACGGUACAGUCUUUCCUGCCUCUAUUGAGCAAUUUGUCUAUACUGCUUCACUAGAUAAAGACACUUCUCAAAGAAAGCUGCUGCAAUCUACCUCAAAAGCAAGGCAAGAUGAUUCCAGGGCUACACACUUUGAAGAAUUAAAUUUAGAUUCUCAGAACUCCAAUCCAGCAAAUUGUGGCUUGCAUCAAUCCAGAAACACAAAAUCUAGUUCUGGUAUAGUUGGAAGAAAUCUUAGUGCUACCAGGAAUGCUAAACAGACAACAAAGGAAAAACAGAGCAUUUCAGUUGCUGAUUCUGUUAAAGUUGCUAAUGACAAACAUGAUACAAAUAUCUCUAUUUCAUUGGAAGAACAAGAAUUUAGCAUUUCAACUACAGACAUUAUUGUGUUAAGUGACACUGUUGAACAAGAGGCCAAUAUUGCAGAAAUUUCAGAGGGACGAAAAGUAGUGGAGAAUCCUGAGAUUUCUAUUUGGCAUUGUGUGGGUCCUUAUGGUGAAAAGAGAGGGCCCUAUUCAAUGUCUGCACUCAAACGCUGGAGUGAAACUGUCUCACAUCCCUUAGAAUUCAAGGUGUGGAAGACAGGUCAAAGUGAAAAAGAGGCAAUACCUCUUACAGAUGCGCUUAACCACAUUUUCUUAAGUACGUAGGUAAAAGGGAAAUGAAAGGAAAACAUUUCCUUACUUUAAGUACAUUACUAGUUUUAACCAUAUAGGUGCUUAAGUGGAAUGCUGUUAAGUCAAAAGUACUUCAUCUAUUGACAGUUCAUGAGUGAUCUUGUUUUCUUUUGGUUGUAAAUUUCACCAGUACAAUUACUAAUACAAGUUUUG